Molecule: messenger RNA, 1521 nt
Organism: Suillus discolor
Lineage: Eukaryota; Fungi; Basidiomycota; Agaricomycetes; Boletales; Suillaceae
Exons: 2
Coding region: 74-1393 (439 amino acids)
Source: RefSeq, a predicted model, not a curated record
CCUCGCAGCCUUGCCUUAUUCCGAGUUUUAGCUACUCGUUUAUACGUCUUUUGCAUUUAUUUCCUCAGUAAUAAUGCCCGCACAGAACCCUAACGAAGCCAUAAGGCCAGACUUCACGACUCAAGAGCACGAAAAUGCGCGUCAGAAGCUCAUUGACGAAGGUUUCAACGCAGACCAAGCAGCUCGCUCACUCUCAGCCCUUUGGACCCUGACCAACAACGCUGACAAAGAACGUUGGGCUCUCGAACAACGGCACCGGCACGAGGCUGAACAGAGAGAAGAGGAGGAGCAGGAAGAACGCAGGCAACUAAUCAAAGACGAACAAGAGGCCGCCCGCCUAGAAGAUAGAAAGAAAAACAAAAACAAAUAUGCACCUCUAGUACGAGGGAAGGUACCUUCUGACCCAACAAUCAUCCCCGCACAGUACGCUCUAAGGAAAAUGAAAGCGGGAGAUUAUUGCGAGUUGCACUACUUCACCAACAAGGGUCUAGAAGACGCCAAAGUUUCGAACCUCUUAGCAGAACCGGAGGCCUUAGUGAUGCUACCAGCCGCAGAUGGGCUACACUCAUGGGUCCCUGCUGCUGCGGUCAAGGAUCCAAAAUCUGCCCCCAUUGUCAAAGACGAAAAUCUCUCGUGGGAGAAUUUCAACAAGGCAGCACCGCGCAUGAUCGCUUCAAUGAAACUACAUGACUGGCCCGACGAUCGAGUCGACAUGCAUAUUCAAUUCUGGUGCGCACUCCAAUCGCACCGCUGGCGUCAUGCCCCAGAUACGCUCAAACAAAGAGCGCUGCUACUCUACCAAUCGCAACAACGUUGUCGCUGGCACAUGACUAUCGGUAUGGCCCAGAGCUGGAGUCUAGAAGAGCUCAAUCAAGAUCUCAUCCUCGAAGCUCGAGAAGAGCUUUUCAACGAGAAGAGAGAUAAAGAUACAGCGUUAGCAAUCCAACAAGCAGCAGCUACUUUUGUAGCCAGCAACCAGCACCUCUCACGGAUGCCAUCGCAGCAGGUCGCGACAUCACAGAAGUGCCCGUACCCCCCUGCGGAAGAAACCUCAUAUAGCAACAAGAAGGUACGACAGCCUCGUCCUCUUGCUGCUGCAGGUACAUUACCUUGUUGCACAGUAUGCUUGGGAAGGAACCCUCAUCGUACCGUGGAAUGCGCCGCCUCUCGCACGUGGGACAACCAAUAUGAGACAUUUGCCGAGCGCAUCCGCAAAGGUCUUUGGACCAAAGACGGAAAACAAAUCUGUACAGGCUGGCAACGCGAAGAAGGUUGCACCACCCCCAAACACGACGCACGUCACGUAUGUUCAGGAUGCGGAGCAGCCACCCACGGCGCUCAAAGAUGCCCUAGAGCUCAGAAAGCUGAGACCAUUGACACCGUACAAAGUUGAUGCUUGGAAACGAGAACUUCGAAGAGCCAGUUUACUUGACUGCUUCGCUAAGAUACCAGAAGGACUUCUUUUAGGUUUCAAAAUAGAUUUUCCUUCUAUCAGAACUGUACAAGCACCUCCAAAUAGAG